CGAUACUAUACUAUACUAAUCUUUAUGCUAUAAAAGAGGUUCUACUGCUUAACAAAUAAGUUCUUACUAGACCUCAUCUGUAGGGAAGUGGUCAACAUUAUAAGUUCAAACAUGAGGCGGAAUAUAAUUUUCGGGUUUUGUAUUGCAAUUUUCACAAUAAUAGAUUACGUUCAGUGCUCAUUUUUUACAAAUGACUAUAAAAGAACUCAAUCGUCGGCCUUCAGUGCUCAACCAUUAUCAAGUGAUGUUGCCUUUGCAUUUUUUACGGAAGCUCAACAGUACGGUGCAAAUAACUUGACCAGAGAUUUCAGUAAAGAACAGUGCCUUAGUGAUUUAGCUAAGAUAAAUGAAGGAAUUCUGGAUUUACAGGAAUGGGCUUUGGAAUGGCCCGAUUCAUGGGGCCGUAUGCCAGUUGGGUUAUUUUGGGGCCACACCAUCAGUAUGGGAGCAUUCGAGGAAUGCCUUGCAGCUUCUCAACAACUUACAACAACUCAUGCACUAAAAGGAAAAUAUUGCUUAGCCAAUAUUCCAAUCAAAGAAUACUAUUCCCAAGUUAAGCCCCGAAAUAAUGAUCGCAACGCUCGAACCAGCUAUAAACAAUCAGACCCAACAAUCUUUCAAUUAGGAAUUUGUAUGCCAAAAUCAUGUUCUGCUGAAAUGGGAAAUGACCUUCUGCAAAACGUCUUGAAAGGUGUAACUGGUGAAGAUUUUAAAAAGAAUAAUAUGGUUACAGAGGAAAUGUGUAGAACAGAUGAUCCAAUUGUUCUUCGUGGAAUUGAUAUUUUUGCGAUAGUAUUUGUAUGUGUCAUUGUAUUCAUCAUGAUUGUAAGCAGCAUAUACGAUGCAGUUCAGCUUAAAAAAGGACAAAAUGGAUAUCCACUUUUAACUGCAUUUUCGGUUUAUUCUAACGCUCCGAAGAUCUUCACAGUCAAACCAACAAACAAUCCCAAUAUUAUUCAUUGUUUGGCUGGCAUGAGAUCCAUAUCGAUGAUGUGGGUAGUAUUUGGACAUGGUUACAUGACUUUCAACAAAUUGCCUCAUUUGGAUAGGAAUAAAUUCUAUACAUGGCUUCAAACUCCAUACUCUAUGCUUGUGCAAAAUGCAACCUUUUGCGUAGAUACUUUCUUCUUUAUGAGCGGUUUGCUGAUGCUUUGGGGUGUUUUCCGUGAAAUGGAAAAAAACAAAGGUAAAAUCAACAUACCUAUGAUGUACUUUCAUCGAUAUAUUCGUCUUACACCAGUGCUAGCAGUGCUUAUUUUGUAUAUCAUGAGCUUGUACAAAUAUUCAGGAGACGGGCCAAUGUGGAUGCAGAUAGCAACUGAUGAUAAAAAAUGUAGUGACACUUGGUGGGCAACUUUACUCUACGUACAAAACUACGUGUAUCCUUAUAAUUACUGUAUUGGUCAAUCAUGGUACUUGGCGGUGGAUACUCAGCUAUAUGUGCUUUCACCACUAUUUCUCAUCCCACUAUGGAAAUGGGGGAAGAAAGCACUUGGUCCCAUCAUUGUAUUUGGUUUACUCUGCAUGGCAUGUACCUAUGCUACUUUUAUGAAAAACGGAUUUACACUGUUUAGAGUACAAGAUGAUAAUGUUGAUCGCCGUCAAGCACUUACUUACUAUCCAACGCAUACUCGAGUUCCAACAUGGCUGAUUGGUGUCAUUUUUGGUUACUUCUUCUUCAAAUACAACCGUGGCCGACAAAUUGCAAUGAAUAAAAUGCUAGUUAUCUUAGGAUGGACUGUUGCAUUUGGAACAAUGUUAAGUUGUAUUUGGGGACCAUAUUGGAGAAUUCUACCAGGCAGUCCGGUUGGACCAACUUAUGAAGCAGCUCUUUACGAACCAAUAAGCAGAGCUUCAUGGGCUUGUGCAAUGGGUUGGAUUGUAUGGGCUUGUUAUAACGGACAUGGUGGAAUCAUCAAUGAUUUUCUAUCUUGGGGCUUCUUUCAAGGACUUGCACGUUUGUCGUACUGCAUGUAUAUUAUUCAUAGAGCGGUACAAGUUGUCAACGGUGGUCGAGUACAGCAUGAUACUAAAUUUGGAGAUUAUGAAGCUCUUCUUCGCUGGUGGCAUGAUUUUGGAAUAACUUUGACAUUGGCGUGUUUUGCAACAUUAGCAUUUGAAGCACCUAUUCUUGGAAUUGAAAAGGCAAUAUUCGGGAGGGGCAAAUCAUCAGAGCCAAAGAAACCGAAGGAACUAUUGGUAGUUUCUGUAGAAGGAACAAGAACUGAAAAAAGCUAAUCAAAUAUUUAAUAAAAAUAAUAAUAAAUAAGUUGUAAGAUAGUUUUAUAAGAAAAUAGAAAAUAUGA
This is a messenger RNA of Episyrphus balteatus (marmalade hoverfly), 2306 nucleotides long. Its product is annotated as nose resistant to fluoxetine protein 6-like. Bases 112 to 2238 code for a protein of 708 amino acids. Lineage: Eukaryota; Metazoa; Arthropoda; Insecta; Diptera; Syrphidae. The transcript has 9 exons. Gene Ontology annotation, molecular function: acyltransferase activity, transferring groups other than amino-acyl groups. The record is from RefSeq and is a predicted model, not a curated record.